AGACAUUGAAGACAUAUAAGUCGCAAUAUACCUCGACAUGGCAAAUCAGGGCAAUAACUUAACCAACUACACACCCUGCAGUAAUACCAAAGAAAAGGACUUCAGCCGAAUCUUCCUCCCUACUUUCUACAGCAUCGUCAUACUUGUGGGAUUCCUUGGAAACAGCCUGGUGGUGUGUGUCAUGGUCAAAUACCACAAAAAAUUUAAAACGUCAGAUCUGUGCCUCUUUAACCUGGCUGUUUCAGACCUCAUCUUCCUGAUCUCAUUGCUUUUCUGGGCUCACUACAGCACCAUCAACGAGUGGAUCUUCGGGAGCUUCAUGUGCCAUGCAGUAACAUUGCUGUACAUGAUGGGAUUCUAUGGAAGCAUUUUUUUUAUGAUCCUCAUGACCAUUGAGCGCUACACUUCCAUUGUCCAUGCCAGUAAAUUCCUUUCCAUCAAGCAGCGAUCUGUUAGAACUGGCAUAGCUUUAGUUUUGUUUAUGUGGGCACUCAGCUUGGGAGCUUCUGUGCCAACCAUUAUUUUUUUACAAUUUAAAAAUAAUUCAAAUGUAUCACAAUGCAGGGUGGAUUAUCCAGAAGGGAAAGAAUGGAAGGUAAUUUCAUACAUUGAGCUGAACAUCCUUGGCUUGAUUAUUCCUCUUUCAUUGAUGGUGUUCUGUUACUCACGUAUUAUCCCCAUUGUAAUGUCCACAGAGUCUCAGGGAAAAUACAAAUCUGUUAAACUCAUGGUGGUCUUGAUUAUUGUUUUCUUCAUCUUCUGGACACCUUACAACAUUGUCAUCUUCAUGACAUGUCUGCAUCACUUGGACUACAUGCAAAGCUGUCAGUGGAAUCUGGACCUGCAGAUGGCUAUGCAAUGGGUGGAAACCAUAGCCUUCAGUCACUGCUCCCUAAACCCCAUUAUCUAUGCCUUAGUAGGGCAGAAAUUCAAAUAUUUAUUUCUAAGGAUCCUAAAAGAGUUUGUUUGCUUUAAACGGUGGACAACUGUGGAAAGUCAUUCCUUAGAAAGAAUGACAAUUAGAAACACACGCCCCACAGUGAUUUAAAAAAACAAGUCAAGAUCAAAACUGUUGACCAUAAGUGCAUUUCAUCAACACUUAAAUCUUAUGUACUGUAUAUCUCACUCAACAUACUGUUUGACUAUUUUCUAAUAUUGUUAAUGUAAAAUUCAUCAUAAUAAUGAAUAAAGUACUCGAAGA
This is a messenger RNA of Clarias gariepinus (North African catfish), 1201 nucleotides long. Its product is annotated as C-C chemokine receptor type 3-like. The record is from RefSeq and is a predicted model, not a curated record. Gene Ontology annotation, cellular component: membrane. NCBI's taxonomy places the organism in Eukaryota, Metazoa, Chordata, Actinopteri, Siluriformes, Clariidae. Gene Ontology annotation, biological process: immune response; chemotaxis; G protein-coupled receptor signaling pathway. Gene Ontology annotation, molecular function: chemokine receptor activity. The coding region runs from base 38 to 1048 and encodes 336 amino acids. The transcript has 2 exons.